UCCCGGAACAUUUUCAAUAGCGGCAAGUGAAGCAAACAGUUUGAAUACGUUGAAGAACAGGGGUGUACUGAAAUACACAUGUAACAAGAAGUUCAAAGACUGAAUCACGGAAGGAAAAACUGAAAAGCAAGCGAGAACAGACCCCUGUCGCCUAUUUGAAGACAUCGCUUGAACCGAGCAGCUGCGUAGUCAUUUGAUGCUGGACAAAUAUCAAUAGUUGGUUAACCAACUACCUUUAACUGUUCACUAGUCUUUAGCCUAUUAUCCUUACCGGCUCGCCAUGCUUUUGCAUCAGUUCAUGAACGGAGGCCUGGAAGUGAUGCAUUCUACAGCAAUUCAAAAAGACACUACUUUUACAAAAAUUUUCGUUGGUGGUUUGCCCUACCACACUAACGAUGCUUCCUUGAGAAAGUAUUUUGAGGCCUUCGGAGAUAUCGACGAGGCGGUGGUGAUAACGGACAGACAGACGGGGAAAUCCAGAGGAUAUGGCUUUGUGACGAUGCUAGAUCAGGGAGCAGCAGAGAGGGCCUGUAAAGACCCCAACCCUAUCAUCGACGGACGCAAGGCCAACGUAAACCUGGCUUACAUAGGCGCCAAGCCCCGCAGUAUGCAGAUAGGUGAGCCGACCAGGGGCAUAUCCAUUGGAGUGCAGCCUAUUCACCCAGCGCUCAUGCAGAGGCAGUAUGGGUUGGCCCAGCAGUAUGUGUACCCCCAGGCCUACCUUCAGCCCAGCCUGGUGCUCCCCUCUCAGGUGUCCUCCUCCGUCAGCUCCCCCUACCUGGACUACAGUGCCGCUUACGCCCAGUACGCGCAGGCCGCCUUCGAGCAGUACCCCUAUGCCGCCUCCCCAGGGUUCCUGGGCUACGGCUACGCCCCCAGUCCUGCCGCCGCCCCCUCCCAGGCCUCCGCCACUGUUCACCAGACCCUCCCCACAGGGGCAGGCCCAGCGCCCGCCUUCCUGCAGUACGCCCCCCAGCAGCACGUCCAGCCAGACCGCAUGCAGUGAGGAGAGGCAGGAUGCAGGGAGUCCUAUAGGCCGGGGGUGUCACCCUGGGCUGCCCAUGCCACAGCCAGGGCUUUCAGGGAAUGGGCUGAGAGAGGGACUAUUGCACUGUAGCAUCAGGAUGAACCCCCUCCUCGUGGGUCUGGAGAGGAAGUGGGAGAGUUUUGAUGACAGGGUGGGGUGGGAGGCUAGAAUAAAACACGUAGUCACUGAGGGCUUCCAGAUGCAGACACUUCAUUUUUAUUAUUACUGUCUAUCUUUUAUUGUAUCAAUGUUAGUAUCCUUUUAUUAUCAGUGUAAUUAUUAUAUAUUUUUGUUUCAAUCAACAAAAAAACCACGCUACAUACUUGUAUUUGAAGAGAGCGAAGGGUGUUCUUACCUGGACAUUGACCCCUCAUCCCCCUCCUCUUUGCCAGGGCAUGGGUUAAGUGAAGGCACUGCUGCUUGGAUACAUAGUGGUUGGGCAUUUGGUGGGAGGCACGGUGCCAACUGUUUCCAUCCACACCAGAGGUGAGGACUCUGCCCUCUUAUACACCCCCAGUGUUACUGCUCCAACACCAUGGGUGGUCAUGAUUCCCUCUGGGCCUUUCAGAGGUCAUCAAGGACUAAAUGGAGAGCAAAGAGAUUCUGGGAUCCCCUUCUCUGAGACGAUGUGAAAUCGUUAGAAGUCAGGACUACAUUUUAAAAUAUUUUUUAUUAAAGAGGCCUUAAUAAAACUCCUGUUUUUACAAACACUUCCUUUUACCCCCUUCCUUAACUCACAUGGCCUGGGCUCUUCAUAUUUAUACCAGACACUCUUGUAGUCUAUUGACUCACUUUGUCUUGAUUAUUGGAGACAGAUGUAGAUAAUCAUAUGCAGUAAGUGGGAGGAGGGGUCAAAGAGCAUUGGGCGUUGACGUGCAAGGUAGCUGACACCAAUAACCAGUACCUGUUUGUUUUGUCUCGUAACUGUUAAUCUAAGAUUGUCAAAUGUUGAUCUCUCAAAAAGGACAUUCAUGUACAGUAUUUUUAAAUGUUUCAAUUAUCAAGUACAUUUACAAUAUUUAUGUUUAGGUAUUUAUAGGAAAUUCUAAGUUAAGGUUUUUGUAACUUGGUCUAAAUAGUUGCAGCACUGAAGUCCUAUAACUUGGUAAGUGUAUGUACAGAUCCACAAAUGUGUCUUUUAUUAAUUUGAUGAUGGACAUAUUUUUCUUUUCCAUUUUUCCUGGGAACCAAUGGAUUUUCCUGUAUGCACAACUCUAGAUGCUUUAGUUUCACAGGCUGCUGGCUGGGAUCAGACUCUGUAGACCAUUUCAGCAAAAUGUAUUUUCCAGUCCCUUCAAAGAAGCCAUACCAAAAAAAUCUUGAAAAAUAAAGAAUUUUGUAUAAUAAAAAAAAAAAAAA
Coregonus clupeaformis (lake whitefish) is the source of this 2386-nucleotide messenger RNA. Its product is annotated as RNA-binding protein 38. The record is from RefSeq and is a predicted model, not a curated record. Gene Ontology annotation, cellular component: cytosol. The coding region runs from base 281 to 1006 and encodes 241 amino acids. Gene Ontology annotation, molecular function: RNA binding. NCBI's taxonomy places the organism in Eukaryota, Metazoa, Chordata, Actinopteri, Salmoniformes, Salmonidae. The transcript is spliced from 4 exons.